Molecule: messenger RNA, 1433 nt
Organism: Solanum stenotomum
Lineage: Eukaryota; Viridiplantae; Streptophyta; Magnoliopsida; Solanales; Solanaceae
Product: probable serine/threonine-protein kinase PBL9
Exons: 7
Coding region: 39-1244 (401 amino acids)
Biological process (GO): protein phosphorylation
Molecular function (GO): ATP binding; protein kinase activity
Source: RefSeq, a predicted model, not a curated record
UAAAGGGGUGAUUUUUUUGUUUUUUGUUUGUUGUUCUAAUGGGGAUAUGUUUGAGUGCUAGAAUUAAAGCUGAAAGUCCAUUUCAUACAGGGCUAAAUUCAAGAUCUGUUAGCACAGAUGGAGGUGAUAGCAAUUCAAGCUCCAGGGUUCCACCAACUACUAGAAGUGAAGGAGAGAUAUUGCAGUCUCCCAAUUUGAAGAGCUUUAGUUUUUCUGAUCUCAAAACAGCCACUAGGAACUUUCGUCCCGAUAGUGUGCUGGGAGAAGGUGGAUUUGGAUCAGUUUUUAAAGGGUGGAUCGAUGAGAACACGUUUGCAGCUACCAAGCCUGGGACAGGUGUGAUCAUUGCUGUGAAAAGGCUAAAUCAAGAAGGUUUUCAAGGUCACAGGGAAUGGCUGGCGGAAGUUAACUAUUUGGGGCAGUUUUCUCAUCCUCAUCUUGUAAAGCUGAUUGGCUACUGCUUGGAGGAUGAACACCGGCUUUUGGUUUAUGAGUUCAUGCCUCGGGGCAGCUUGGAAAACCAUUUGUUUAGAAGAGGUUCUUAUUUCCAACCUCUUUCUUGGAAACUACGCUUGAAGGUUGCUCUAGGAGCUGCAAAGGGGCUUGCUUUUCUCCACAGUGCUGAGACAAAAGUGAUAUAUCGAGACUUCAAAACCUCGAAUAUUUUGCUUGAUUCGAAUUACACUGCCAAACUCUCUGACUUUGGAUUAGCUAAGGAUGGGCCAACAGGCGAUAAAAGCCACGUCUCUACAAGGGUUAUGGGGACCUAUGGAUAUGCAGCUCCAGAAUACAUGGCCACUGGUCAUUUAACUAGCAAGAGUGAUGUGUAUAGUUUUGGAGUUGUCCUCCUUGAAAUGCUGUCAGGUCGUAGGGCAAUCGACAAGAAUAGACCAGCCGGAGAACACAAUCUAGUGGAGUGGGCGAAACCUUACCUAGGUAACAAACGCAAGGUCUUCCGUGUUCUGGAUACCCGUCUUGAAGGCCAGUAUUCAAUGGACGUGGCGAGUAAAGUAGCUAACCUUGCCUUGCGGUGCCUAUCCAAAGAUCCUCGAUUUAGACCAAGCAUGAGUGACAUUGAUAAAGAACUGGAGCAACUUUAUCAACAAUCUAAAGAUUCAGGAAAUACUCGCAGCCAUGCUAGCAACCGACCUAGACCACGUAGACGAAGUGCUGGUGAUGUUGCUAGUAGAAAUCCUUCAGUUGCUUAUCCAAGACCUUCUGCUUCUCCCCUUUACGCUAAAUAAUUAAACAAACGAUUGAAAGAUGCCUUAAUUUCUUGUUUUUUGCCUUUAUGUUUUAUCAAAGCUUGAUAAGUAGUUGAGGCUGAUGAAGAACCUCUGCACAUUUGCAGUAUCAGCUGACUGAUUGUACAGUUGUUUUUGGCUAAUGUAUUGAUCAAUACUUUCUGUAGGUCCUGAAUGUGUUUGUAACUU